AUGCUAGUGCAUGCUAUAAUAGAACUUCUGCUCCGUGCACAAACAACGCGCCGUCCCGCUCAUCCACCACCUCGACAACGACGACGCGCGCUCCGUGCAUUUCGUCAUCUACGCGCCUUGUUCCCCGCAGAAGAAUCCCCAGUCUCCUACAUCCCAGUGGGAACACUCCGGCUGCUCCCCUACCCAGAUACUCUCCGUCCGCUCCCCCACACCCGCAUUAUUGUCGGAUUGCCGACCGAAGAAAUCCCUCCCUCUUCAAUAUUCUUUUUCCAGCCCUCUCCUACUUAUAGAGUUAAUCCCGCGUCUACUCUGCACGAUGGGGUCGAGCCUUAUGUGCGACUGGGUCGAUUGGCGGUUUUGAAGGAGUAUCGCGGGAGAGGGUAUGCAGAUCUCUUGAUCCAGGCUGCGUUGAAAUGGGCGGGGGAGAAUCCGAGGUUUUCGGAAGAGGCGUUGAGUGAGGAGGAGAAAGGGACGGUGCCGGAGUGGAAGGGAUUAGUGUGUUUGUAUGCGAGGGAUGUAGCGGUGAGGACGUGGGAACGGAAUGGAUUUGUGGUGGAUGAGGGGAUGGUGAAGAGGUUACCAUUCAUACCAGAAGAUUCCGGUUGA
Molecule: messenger RNA, 606 nt
Organism: Botrytis byssoidea
Lineage: Eukaryota; Fungi; Ascomycota; Leotiomycetes; Helotiales; Sclerotiniaceae
Exons: 3
Coding region: 1-606 (201 amino acids)
Molecular function (GO): acyltransferase activity, transferring groups other than amino-acyl groups
Source: RefSeq, a predicted model, not a curated record